AUGGAGGUGCCACCGUCUGUGGAGAUCACCGACGGGCAGCGCCUUGAGACUGAGCAGCUGCAGGACGAGAGCAGUAUGGAUGGAGUACAGCAGACAGGGGAGCAGCAGAUUGGGGAGCAGCAGACAGGGAAGCAGCAGAGUGGGGAGCAGCAGAUAGGGGAGGAGCGGAUUGAGGAGCAGCAGAUGGUGGACCAGCAGCUCGGGGAGCAGCAGACAGGGGAGCCGCAGACAGGGGAGCAAGAGAUGUGGGGAAUUAGAGAUGGUGGUCGUGUGUUGGUUUCUGGGACGACCACUGCACCAGUGCGUCGCUCCACUCGCAUCACUCGUGGUGUCCCGCCUGUUGAACUGUCCACCAAGGCGAGGGGCGUGAACCCUAAGCCGUCUCGUCGUGCCACUGCCUUCGUGUGCGACCGCAGUCCCACUGCUGUCUCGUUCCGCGCUGAAAUUGCCGCCGCAUUCGUGUGGCAGCAGCAGCACUGUCGCCAGCCUGGCGGUGAUAAGCAAGCAGCGGGCGGGCGGACAGCAAAGAUUUCAGACGAGGAUCUUCUCCGCCUGCAGCGGCUGGCAGAGCUGCAGGCGGGGGUGGUGCGGGUGGUGGGGGCGUGCUGUGGCAGGGACAGCAGCGGGGUGGCUCUGGUGGGGACGGCGAGGAAGGACCCGUGGAGUACACCGUGGCAGGGAUCAGCCGCUGAUCAGUGCUCCCAGCGACGGCACGACGAGCAAGUGAGUGGUAUUUUGGGAAACUGCGUGUAUGGGGGUGUGUGGGGAAGUGCGUGCUUCUUGGUUGAAUCGGCCCAAGCGGCGGACAGAACUGCAGCUUUUGAGGCGCCUCAAAUGGCGGCUGGCAGAGCUGCAAGUUUUGAGGCGCCACAAAAGGUGGAAGGUGAGGAUCUGCUGAGGCUGCAGCGGCUGGCAGAGCUGCAGGUGGAGUUGGUGCUGGUGGUGGGGGGUUACAGUGGGAGGGAGAGCAAAGGGUGCAGUGGGAGGGAGAGCAGGGGGUUGCAGGGGCUGCUUGGAAGGCCCCUUGGACUGUGGCGCUGUUUGGUGCUCCCAGCGAUGGCAGGACAAACAAGUGAGUGGUUGUUUGGGACAGUGUGUGCAUGGGAGUGUGUGAAAAAUGCGUGCAUGCGGUGGGAGGAAGAGCAGCGCGUGCCUCUGGUGGCGGCUGGCAGGAUGGCCCCUUGGACGUGGCGCUGUUUGGUGCUCUCAGUGACAGCAGAACGAGCAACUUUGCUCUCCUUCCCCCCCACCAACAGGCGCCGUGUGGAGGUGACUGAUGUUUUGGUCGAGCGCGAGUUUGAAUUGGCACUAGAGGUGAUCAGCUUCCUGCACCAGCCAGCCGUGCAGAUCAAUGUCAGCGUGGCAGCCUCACUGGCGGAGAAGCAUCAGCACCGCGUGCUGUUUGAGGGGCUUAUGGACCAGAUCAAAUGCAUGUUGCAUGCACGCUGCCGCCCGCUGACAUGGACGAGCGUGGCAGCCUCGCUGGCGGAGAAGCAGCAGCACCGUGUGCUCUUUAAGGGGCUCAUGGACCAGAUCAAAUACAUGCUGCCGCCCGCUGGCAUCGGGAAGCAGCAGCACCAAGUGCUGUUUGAGAAGCGUAUAGACCGGAUCAAGUACAUGCUGCCGCUCGCUGACAUGGAUGAGGUGAUUGGAGCAGCAGUGAUGGUCUACACCCACACUGCCAUCAAGCUGUCAAAUCUCUCCCUGACCUUCACCAGGCGGCAAGACAUGUCCCGAUCUGUGAAGCUGCCAAAGGAGCGGAUCGACCGACUCAUCCACAUGCUGUCAGACUAG
Messenger RNA from Closterium sp. NIES-65, 1794 nucleotides. The record is from the annotation of a GenBank genome assembly. NCBI's taxonomy places the organism in Eukaryota, Viridiplantae, Streptophyta, Zygnematophyceae, Desmidiales, Closteriaceae.